This is a messenger RNA of Homarus americanus (American lobster), 1440 nucleotides long. RefSeq lists its product as uncharacterized. Lineage: Eukaryota; Metazoa; Arthropoda; Malacostraca; Decapoda; Nephropidae. The transcript has 4 exons. The record is from RefSeq and is a predicted model, not a curated record. Bases 97 to 1440 code for a protein of 447 amino acids.
UUUUAGUAAAUGCGACUGGUUGAGCACUGUCGGUCCGGGCAGCAGUGGCUGGUUAACCUCUGGAGAAACAAGCUGCGGGAGACAUGAGGCAUCACCAUGAUACACCUGGUCGUGGUGUUGUCUGCCGUAGCGCUCACAGCCUCUGACGCCACGCCUGCAGUCUACCCCUCCACCACACAUUCACUACACACACAUCUAGCCGUAAUCUCUCCUGUUACCCUCUGCACUGUGCAGCACACUAUGCCCACCUUUGCCACAUUACCUGCCUCUGGUGUCAUUCCUCAUCCCCCAGAUAUAAGUUCUGCCUCGUCAGUGUGUCUCAACACUCUUAAUUACUUCUUGUUUCUGACUCAGUUACAGUCCACAGAACAUCUCUCACCACUAUUACAGACAAGCAUCAGCAAUACAACUCGUGUUCAUGCGUGUCCAUGGAAACAAAUAUGGAAUACACUCAUGUGGUUGUGCUUGCAUACAAAUUUAAUGAAACAAACACGGGCCAAGUAUAACAAGCAGCCAGUCCAACUUCACUCCAACUACAGACUUAACAAACAAAUCCCAUGGCCACUUAGAAACAGUAAAAGAAAAAAACAAGCACAAAAUUCCAAAGAAAACUUCAAACAAAUUCAAAAUGUGCAAGUACCCAAAAACAGCAACAAAGAAAUACCACAGAUGCAAACACCUCCAGACAACAAAGAAAUCACAAGGACGCCAGCAGUAACAGACAACAUUCUUGAGUCGCUAUCACAAACACACCAAGAAAACAACAAAGAAAUGCCACAGACACAAAAACACACAAACAGCAACAAACAUAUACUGCAGACAGCUAUACCCCAGUAUGACAGUAAACAAGAACUACAAACACAAUCACCUGCAAAAAACAGACAACAUAAACCACAAGCACAAAUACCCAUGGUCAACAGGCAAAGGAGACAGAUGAUGGUAUUCUUGGAAAGUAAGCAGCAAAUACCACAGAUGCCCAGCGAUAAAAACAAGAAAGUUAUACCACAUACACUCACAGACAACAGCAGGCAAAACCAGCAGACACCCACGUACAGAAACAAACACAUACAACAGAAAAAAACACUCGUGGGCAUCAGAGUCAAGAUGCCUCGGACUCAAACAACCAGUAACAAUCAGAAAAGUGUACAACAGGUGCACACACACAAGAGUGAGCGGAAACAGUUACUGGAGAAGACCUCAGAUUGGAUGCUUCAUAACAACUGUCUUCAUAUUGCACGCAAUCAGCCAUCAGUUCCUUACUCUCUGACGGCCGCUCCUGAGACUGCAGUACCAUCUAGUCGGUCAUGGGUUGGUGCACAAGAACAUACCUCAUCAACCAAGAGCACUCUUCAAGCUCUUCCACUUUUUGCAGCUUUGUUUCAGUUGGAAAAACUUCUUCCUCAUGAAGCAAUAGACACCGUGCCCAUGGUCUUGAUGUAA